CAACGCACUAAUAAUUUCUUGUUUCUGUUAUCAGCUGUUUUCGCUGCCAUAACGCUUUUCUAUUUUCCACGUCUAUUUCUCGUGUAAUAAUCGUAUAAAUCAGGUCAUUUUUCUCUUAGUUAUGAUUCUAGUAAUUCUUUUAAAACCGUCCGUGAUAUAAGUCGAGUUAACCGGUUUUCCAAAAUGAUCUGGAUAUCGCCCACUAAUAUUACCAAAUACAAGUUGUUGGCUUGGUACACGAUACUAUGUUCCAUGGUGUUCGAGCAAACGAUAUCGACGAGGUCCAAGAGAUCGGAGAUCGACCUGCAAACUUGCAUAGACAAUUUCAAUGUGCACAGGGACAAGAUCAUCAGAACGCAAGAUUCGCAGAACAUGGGUGCCAAGUAUCUCAAUGAGAUCGAUUUGGGGUCUAGGGAAGAAUGCUUGAGAUUAUGUUGCGAGACUGAGGAUUGCGACGUAUUUGUUUUUGAAGAGAAGAAUUCUGGUAGUUGUUAUUUGUUCCACUGCGGACCUCCAGAAGAUUUCAAAUGUAAAUUUACCCAUCAUGUCAACUACUCUAGCGCCGUUCUCUCAAUCAAUAGACACUUACCGGAUUUGGAAAGUCAAAUAAAACUUACUAAACAUGUCCAAGAACUGACAAAGUUAAGGAAACCGGAAUCCGACACACCAGAGUUAUCUCAAGGAAAUUCAAAAUUGUCGAAACCUCCCACAACUUUAGCACCUGUCAUUACCAAGGAAGUUUUGCCCAUGGAAAAACAAACCUCGUCCCGAAAAUGUAGCCGUUUUCAGUUCGAAUGCAGAUCGACAGGCGAAUGCAUCGCCAUAUAUAAUGCUUGUGAUGGAAUACCACAAUGUGCCGAUGGCAGUGAUGAAGCUCAUGAAUUAGGUUGUCCUGCAGUUGAAGCUGUAGCUAGUGCUGCAGCUCAAACUUCUCCACCAGUAACAACCAAAAAAGCACCAGCCAGUGUGCAACCUCCACAACCAAAUAUACCACUAUACGGAAGAGAAGGUGAACUGGUCCAACAGCCUGUAAAACCACACACGGCGAACUACCAGCCUUUGUACCCCCCGCAGCAACAGCAACAGGUACCCCUGCAACAGGAUGCUGAUUUCCUUAGGCCGGUACCGGAUGUUAGAAAUUCGGGAAGGGCCCAGUAUGUACCAGCGCAGAACUAUCUGGAUAUGGCGAAUCCCUGGAACGUAGUGAGGCAGCCUCAAGUCGGGGUUAUGCCACAGGGUGUCUCUCAAUAUCAAGAUAAUAGUGCUCAGAUUUAUGGAAAUAAAGAUGCCGUCUCACAUAUGGAAGGACAAAGCCAAAUGAAAUAUCAAGUUCCGGGUUAUUAUGGUGAAAAUUACAGACAACCCAUACAGCAAGAAAAUUGGCCCAUAGAAGAUCCUAGAUACCCACCACGGCAACUCUAUCAUGAUAUAGAGAAUCCAGCUGCGCCUGGAGUUCCUGAUAAAACGGAAGGCUCGAGUCAUGUAACCGAAUCAAUCCAAACCAAAAAUACACUACCCAAGCCGAUAGAUCCUGAUGUGAAUUCCAAACAUGUACAAGAAAAACUAGCACACGAUUUGAAACAUUCGAAGGAGAAUAUGGAACAUGGAAAAAUUAAAACUAAAAGCGACGACUCCCGACAAGACCGAUAUCCAGACGUGGUCGCUUACAAAAUGAACGACACCCAAGAUGGACCUUCGCGUAUUCCAAGAGGAGCCAUACUUUCUUUAACUCUAGGUUUGAUAAUAACAGCUGUAAUGGCCAUUCUGAUAGGUUGUCGUUUAAGAGUUGUCAGACGGAGGCUGAGAAAAGGUGGGAAAGGAUACGCUCAUGAUGCCGAUUAUCUGGUCAACGGGAUGUAUUUGUAAAAAAAAAUAUCAAAAUAUAUGCAUUACAUAUGAAAACAUCAUCGAAAUAUGAAAAAAAAACAGCCAAUCUUUUGAUUGACGAAUUAAAAUAAAAGACAUAGGUAAAGAUAUCAUUUUUUAUGAAAGAAUUUUGAUAGAAACUAGAAUUUAAUUCAAUUUUAAAUUAAAUUAAUGAUGCAGAAUGCUUAAAUAGCUCAAUCAACAAUAUUAAUUAUUGCAUAUUCUGGAAAUAUAGCUACUGAAAAAAAACACAAGAAUUUUUGAGUAAAGAGCUAACAAAGAUAAUCAAAAUGAACUGACUUUUUUUACAUUGGACGAUACAUACAGUUUAUACAUUAUACUAAGGACUGGCAAAGGUUAGUCUUGGGAUGGUCUUGGGUCGAGAUUUCCGUAUGUAAGAAGAGUACAAUGCGUUUAUAAUGUACUGAACAAAGAGAGAACAGUAAACACGUUGCCAAACGUAUGAAAUAAACCGAGAAAACGUGGGUAAAAAGAUCUGGAAGGGGAUAAGCAGAUUUGUCGCAGUCGACCGGUUGACCCAAUCAAUACCUAUGUCAGAACUUAAAGUUCUAGGGAAAGGUGUAUAUCAUGCGUUCAGCUUCACAAUUUAAUUACGUCU
This is a messenger RNA of Sitophilus oryzae (rice weevil), 2485 nucleotides long. RefSeq names its product low-density lipoprotein receptor-related protein 11. NCBI's taxonomy places the organism in Eukaryota, Metazoa, Arthropoda, Insecta, Coleoptera, Curculionidae. Gene Ontology annotation, molecular function: protein binding. The record is from RefSeq and is a predicted model, not a curated record. The transcript is spliced from 12 exons. The coding region runs from base 184 to 1866 and encodes 560 amino acids.